CGAUGGAAUGAUGCAGAAAUCUGUGCAGACCAGCUCGCCAUGGUCCACUUCUACAUGCAUUCAGUCUUCGACAGCGUAACGUCUAGGCCACAAAAAAUGCAUUCUGGAGCGUCGAAAACAGGCCAAGGUGUCACUGCGAAUGGAUCCGUCUCCACACAGCAGAGACAGCAAUGGUCCAAAACAGCAUUAAACAGGCAAGAACGAAAUUCCUGUUCUUCUACCGCUUCACGUCCUGUGUUCUCAGCACGACAGACUGAUCAAGAGGAGGACACGCCACCAUUCCGUCCAUCCAGCCGUUCUUCUCCAACCUUACCGGGUUCUUCUACAAGCCAGCAUGGAUCUCACUCAAGUCACAGUAACUCAAAGGUUAGCCUCAAGAGCUCAACAUCAACUCUACAGGGCUCACUGCCCAGUUUACAAGGCUCAGUAAGGAACCUAAAAAGCUUCUCGGCUGCGUCCGCUUCACUCCAAAGCUCCAACCAUAGCCUGCCCAGCUCCACAACCAGUUUCCGCAGUUCUAGCACCAGUUUUAAAAGCUCCAGCUCCAGUCUACAGAGUGGCAGCUCCAGCGACAACGACAGCUGGGGCACCAACAGUUGGAGCUCAGGAGCCACCUGUCUGCUGCGAAGCUCCAUCAAGCAGCACAGUGAAGAGGUCUUCAGGGUCCGUGCCAGUUCGAUUAACAAACCUGAACCAGUUAGUGAUUCUGAGUCUGGAUUUCAGAACUUAGAGAGCUGCCAGGGUAAAGAACGGCAGCAAGAGAGUCAGCAAACUGCAGAGAUAGCAACUCUCGGUCGCAAAGACUCUGUGCAGAGUCAGAACUCAAGUCACUGCAGCACUGUUCCCUCAACUGCAUCAGAAAACAUCAAGAGGAAGAUUGAGGACAGGCUCAAAUUUUCUCAGUUUCUGGAUGAAGUAACUUGCAGGGUACUAGGUCCCGAGAGCCUACAGGCCUUUGGUGCUGUACGCAAGAAGGACCCACUUAGUGCCAGUGCACAGACCUUACUGGUCAGUUGUUCCCAUUCAUUUCCAGUCUCUUGUCAACACGAAGUGUUCCCAGUGCAUGAGAAUCCCUGGUUCGAUUCAAAUGGAAACCCCACACCCCAAAGUAAGGAGCCCAAAAACCCUAACCCUGAAGGCUUUGUCUACCAAUGGAACAAGUACAUGCCAACCUGCAAGAUUCUGGACCCAACUGAAGUCCUGAAGAAAGACAACGAGGAAACUUUUUCGAUAGAAACUGCAGGGCAAACGUAUUUAGAGACAGACAUGGACAGCGUAUGGAGAAAAGAUGAUUAUUUGAGAAAACGAGAAAGAGAGAGAAGAAACUUGCUGGUCACUCCUGACCCAGUGCAAAAAAAAUCUGAAACCAAGAAAAGCCCAAGUGCAGCAUCAAACUGGUCAGAAAACUCCCCCAAACAACCCAACCAUUCAACACCUCUACCCAGACCUGCUACUAGCAAUUUGACCUCCAGCAAAGAGACACAUGCCAUGAGUUAUAUGCAGGAACAGAAGGAGAACCUGCGGAAGAAUCUGUCCCACACCACCCAUAAACUAAAGAUGCUGGAAAGUGAGUUUGAUACAACUCGCCAGUACCUAGAGAAGGAGCUUCGACAAACCCAGGAGAAACUGGACAAAUUCAUUGACGAGUUGCACAGGAUACAGAGCAGCUAUGCAGCACUGCAGAGGAUAAACCAUGAUCUGCAGGAUAAGAUUCACAAAAAGACGCAGUUAUUCGAAGAGGAGAAAAGAGCAUUGAGCCAAGAGAUCAUCGUACUCAAUAACCAUCUAAUGGAAGCUAAACUCACUAUUGAAAAGCUGAGAAAGGACAACGACCUGUACAGGAAGGACUGUCACCUUGCUGCUCAGCUCUUACGGUGUGGAAAAUCCCAGCACAGAGCACACAAAGUGCCUGAGCAGCCCACUGACUUUCAGAGAGGAACAAGUCCUCAGAUUAAGAAGCAUGGGCAUCCAAGGAGAACCGGCCUGGGUCUUACUCCCUACUCUGACACAGUGCCCACAGCUAUCAAUGCCAAGAUACUGGAAAAGCCUGAGGCAGGUAGUAGCUUCUCAAUUACAGCUGAAGAGCUUCUGACAAACAAUGGAGGGGACACUGGAGACGCUCUCCAUCGCAGCGUGGCCUACAAAUCCCCUGACCUGUACUGCAGUGACACGGCACUUUACUGCCCAGUGAUGGAAAGGCAGUACUGGAAGCGCCCACGAAGUGUGGACCUCCUUGGUAGGGACACCAACCAGGGCCUACUCCAAGCUGAGAACUCCACAGAGAGCAUUCCAGAUGUGAAUACUUUCCAACCCAGCUUCUCUAACAGUGAACUUCCCUUGUAUGAGUUUCCAAUGGGGUCUCCUCCACCCCCCAGCUCCUACUCAAACUUUAGUGUGGCCUCGGAUGAGAAGAGUCACACUCCCAGCAGCUCGCUUUCCUCCUCCCAGCUGGCUUUAUACAUGGACUGGCAGGUUGGUGAUUACGAGCAGAAGAACACACCUGCAUAUGAUAAGAACAGCACUGGAUUUCCUAUGUUGCACAGUCUACAGCACAUGUCUCCUAGCCUACAAAAAGCCAACACUCCAGUCUACAUGAGAACAGCAUCCUAUGGUGAGCCAUACCAGCAACCUCAGCUCACCUCCUCCCACAGCAAGGGCUCCACCAGUGUUCCAAGAGAGACCCACAUGCACAUAGCAGAGGACAUAAACACCCGCCCCUAUCACAGCCCGGGACGUGUUUCCCCUUAUAGCUUUUUCCAACAGCGCUUUGAUGCCGGCCCUGCUAAUAAAAAACUGGGAAACCUUCACAGCAGCUUCCAGGGAGGAGAUAACAUUUUUCACACUCACACUCACACUCAUAACACAGCCAAAAAAGUGAAAAAAGAAUACAGAGACAUAAGCCCCAACAGCUCAGAGCCAUUACACCAAAAUCCCCCAGAGGCCUCCAAGGUGCAGCACUACCUGCCACACAGUCCAGACCCACAGAAGAAGACUCCUCCACACAACCAAACAUUCGGAAGCAUAGGACUCAGUAGAAAAGACAGUCUCAGUAAAGCUCAGCUGUAUGGAACGCUGCUUAACUGAGUCAUAUAUUAAUGAUUUAAUAGUGACUAUCAGUAACUGUUCCCACUGACUGUUACAAAAUGUGUUUGUGGACCUGAAAAACAUGAUGUGAACCAAACUUUUGGCUCAAUGUAACGAGGAUUUAUGAUGAAUGAUGUACAGAAAAGUGAGAAAGAAAAGUCUUUGUUUUCUGUGUUGUGUGUAAAAUAGUUUUAGUAUUUAAAAACAAAGCCAAUUUAAAUGUGAAUUGCUAUCUAAAGUACCAAUUAGUCUUAUAUAAUAUUCAAAUUUUCUAAGAUAUUGACUUUUGAGUUUUCAUUAGCUGAAAGCCAUAAUCAUCAACAACAAAAAAAUAAACUAAAAUAGAUCAAUCCAUGUGUAAUGCAUCUAUGAGUUUCACAUUCUGAACUGAAAUACUGAAAUAAAGUAACUUUUUAAUGACAUUCAAUAAUAUAGAAUGAAUUUUUGAGAUGCACUAGUGUAUAUACAGCUCUGGAAAAAAAAUAAGAGACCACUUAAAAAUGAUGAGUUUCUUUGAUUUUUCCAAAUUGAAAACUUCAAGAGAAUCAAGAGAAAGAUGGAU
Molecule: messenger RNA, 3646 nt
Organism: Astyanax mexicanus (Mexican tetra)
Lineage: Eukaryota; Metazoa; Chordata; Actinopteri; Characiformes; Acestrorhamphidae
Product: brain-enriched guanylate kinase-associated protein
Exons: 7
Coding region: 40-3084 (1014 amino acids)
Cellular component (GO): synapse
Source: RefSeq, a predicted model, not a curated record